CAGAGCUGGGCCAGCGCGAGUCGCUUGUGCGCGUGCGCACUGGUACGGGAAGUCAACGCUGCAAGGACUAAGAACCGAGCGCGAUCCCUUGUGCCCCAGCAAUGGCGGGAGCGGUUUCGCUGUUGUGUGUGUUGUGGCUGCUGCUUGUGUCUGCGUUAGUCGGGGUUCUUGGAGAGUGCCCCAGCCGCCACCACACGGCACACCCAGGGCACUGCGCCCAGGUCGGCCCUGGGGCCACCGAACCCUGGCAGCGACUGCCGCCCAAGGACCAGCGCGAGCCUGCCCGGGCGCUACCUUGGGGGGCGCUAUACACCGCGGGCGUCGUGGCCUUUGUGCUUUACAAGUGUUUGCAGGGCAAAGAUGAGGUUGCAGUUCUCCAAGAAGAGAAAGGCAAGAAGGAAUCACUGCAGUCAGAGCAAGAGCUGGCCCAGCUGACACAACAGCUGGCUCAGACAGAGCAGCACCUGAACGUCCUGAUGGCCCAGCUGGACCCCCUUUUUGAGCAUGUGACUACUCUGGUUGGAACUGAGCGGGAGCUUUUGGACAAGAAACUACAGACCAUUCACCAGCUUCUCCAAGACUGCAAGCCAGAAAACAGUGUGGAGGCUCCAGAGUCAGAGGCCAGCAUACCUUUUCCUGAGGAUUUACGAAUAAAGGAGGAGGAGGAGGAGGAAGAGGAAGAGGCUGGUGACAGUCAGGCCUGGAAGGAACCUGUAAACUGGAACACACAGACAUGGAACCUAGCUACUUCCUGGCAACUAGAGCAAGGGGUAAGGAAAAGAUGCACCAAGCCUGUGACAAAGAGUCCCAGGCACAGCUCCAGCCAGGAAGGAAGGACAACCACUGAAGGUCUAGUAAAACCAAGUCUAUUCCUGUGACUGGAUGCUCCUGUGCACUAUUCCCUCCCAGUUGAUCAUACACCCAUACUAGGUGACUAAGGACAGCCAGGCCUCCUUGAAAAGCUUUCCUUAUUAGGACAAAAGCGGCUUCCUUCCAGAAUGAGAGCAGAGCAGACAGAGGGAGCUCCAGUUCUCUUCCUUGUAUUACUGAGGCUACCAGCCUUCACAACCCAGAAAUCCCUUUUCUCAUAGCUGAGACAGAACAGUCUUUCAAAAGAAAAAAAACAAAAACCAAAAAAACUUUAUUAAAAUCCAGUGGGAAAAUAAAUUAUAUCACAACAUAAAAAUAAAAAUAGUCACAAUUCCAAAGUUGCAAUCUUGAUAAACAACUGGUUAUAGACAGCAUGAGCGUAUGAGUCCCAAAGCCCCUCAUCUGUGUCACAGGGGCUGGUCCAGAUUAUUUAUAGUCAUUUGGGUCACAGUUGAUUUCCUAAUUCUUAAGAGCUGGUCUGAUGACCCAGAGUAGUUUGGCAAACACACAAUGACCCUUGUCAAGCUAGGAAAGGUCUCACUUUGUUUAGUGCUUUAGAAGAUCUGUACUGGCUCUGCCCUAUCCCUGAAGUGUCCUGAAUUCUGGAAUUUGUAAGGUUCUUCUAGUUCUUCUGGCUGCUAUGGAAAGAAAACAGUUCAGGCACUAGCAAGAGCACUCUUCAGACAUAGUCACGGGCAGGGUUGGGGCCGGUCACAGGCAGAUGUAGGAUCAAGCUAAUAUCAGACUUGCUCAUUUCUAGUCAUGGGACUUGCACAGCACUCUUCUGUGUGAAGACACAACUUACCUGAUAGCCAAAGCCAGACUCUGGUACCAGUGUGACAGCUCUUCCUGGUCUGUGGACAUAAGCAGUAGCUUCUCACGAGGGAAGGACAGCUAGAGAGAGACCACCACUUAGUGCAUAGCUUAGAAAAUUCCAGGCUAACCACACCCAACUCAUUGGAAUAUUUAAUGUGUUUCUAUCAGACAUCUUAUAGGUUUAAAUUUUUGUAUGCUUCUUGAUUUAUUUAGUAAUGUGGGGUUAUGUUCUUUUGGGGUUUCCUGUAUUAAGUUGUUACUUUUGUGUAUUUGUUCUUUCAUUGGCUCUGAUUUAAUAGAUGUCUAGGUUUU
Messenger RNA from Heterocephalus glaber (naked mole-rat), 1998 nucleotides. RefSeq names its product coiled-coil domain containing 107 (gene Ccdc107). NCBI's taxonomy places the organism in Eukaryota, Metazoa, Chordata, Mammalia, Rodentia, Bathyergidae. The record is from RefSeq and is a predicted model, not a curated record.